Chelonia mydas (Green sea turtle) is the source of this 1439-nucleotide messenger RNA. It is a transcript of the gene MTCH2, whose product is annotated as mitochondrial carrier 2. Gene Ontology annotation, biological process: positive regulation of apoptotic process. The record is from RefSeq and is a predicted model, not a curated record. The transcript has 13 exons. Lineage: Eukaryota; Metazoa; Chordata; Testudines; Cheloniidae. Gene Ontology annotation, cellular component: mitochondrion; membrane. Bases 275 to 1312 code for a protein of 345 amino acids.
CCGGCGCUUGGGCGGGGGCAGCGCGCGGAGCCCCCUGGCCGCCCCUACACCUGCGAGCCGGAGCGGGGACGUGCCGCUGCUCCUGGGAGCCGCGCGGAGCCAGGGCGGGCAGGGAGCCCAGCUUAUCCCCGCUACGCGGCAGACCGGAGCCGCCAGGCCCCUCUUCCCCCGUCAGUCCCGCUCGACCGCGCUGGGAGCCCCGCCCCCCCGCGUCAUUCCGAGGUGUCCGCCCCGCCUCCGAAAGCCCCGAUUGGAGCAUUUAAGAAAGCAGGAAAUGACGAUGGCCGAUGGGGCGGGGGGACCGGAAGUGGAAGAAACGGUACCCGGAAGUGGCCGUCCACCCUUUUGCCCUUUUCGGUGCCGGUCACGUGGGAACGGCGCGGUGACGUACCCGGCUCGGCUCGGCAUGGCGGACACGGCCUCGCAGGUGCUGCUGGGCUCCGGCCUCACCGCGCUCUCCCAGCCGCUCAUGUACGUCAAGGUGCUGGUGCAGGUGGGAUAUGAGCCGCUUCCUCCGACCCUGGGCAGAAAUAUAUUUGGGCGACAGGUUUACCAGCUACCGGGACUCUUUGCAUAUGCUAAGCACAUUAUGAAGAUAGACGGAAGAGCCGGACUCUUCAAAGGGUUGACUCCCAGACUCUGCUCAGGCGCCAUCGGCACCAUCGUGCACGGCCAGGUGUUACAGCGGUACCAGGAAGCUGACCAGGAGGAGGAGCCUGGGGCCAGCCUUAAGGAGCCCGUGUCCUCGUGGGAGCAGGUCAUCAAGGAGACUUCCCGAGAGAUGGUUGCCCGUUCUGCUGCAACGCUAGUCACCCAUCCCUUCCACGUGAUCACGCUGAGAUGCAUGGUGCAGUUCAUUGGCAGGGAGACCAAGUACAGUGGCAUCUUCAGCCCCUUCGUCACCAUCUACCGGGAAGAGGGCAUCCUGGGCUUCUUUGCGGGGCUCUUUCCCCGGCUGCUGGGCGACGUGCUGUCGCUGUGGCUCUGUAACAUGCUGGCCUACCUCAUCAAUACCUAUGCACUGGAGAACGGGGUCUCCACCAUGAGCGAGAUGAAGAGCUACUCACAGGCUGUCACUGGAUUCUUCGCCAGUAUGCUGACGUACCCCUUCGUGCUCGUCUCCAACCUGAUGGCCAUUAACAACUGUGGGCUGGCUGGUGGCCUCCCCCCCUACGCACCCAACUACUCCUCCUGGUUAGACUGCUGGAGCCAGCUGCUCAAGGAGGGGAACAUGAGCCGAGGCAACAGCCUGUUUUUCCGGAAGGUGCCUGCGGGGAAGCUGUACGUGUGGGAGGAGAAGCGGUUCCGCUGAGGCUGGAGCUGGGCGAGGGGCCCGGGGCCAGGGGCCAGGCCCGGGGCUGGGCCGGAUGCACUGAAUGAUGGGAGAGUGGUGAUUUCUAUACAGUUUUUUAAAUAAUGAUUCAAUCUUGGGAAAUGGA